This is a messenger RNA of Equus caballus (horse), 9278 nucleotides long. It is a transcript of the gene HYCC2, whose product is annotated as hyccin PI4KA lipid kinase complex subunit 2. Gene Ontology annotation, biological process: protein localization to plasma membrane; phosphatidylinositol phosphate biosynthetic process. Gene Ontology annotation, cellular component: plasma membrane. Lineage: Eukaryota; Metazoa; Chordata; Mammalia; Perissodactyla; Equidae. The record is from RefSeq and is a predicted model, not a curated record.
CGACGGGCUGCAGCCAAUAGGCGAGGCUGUUGUUGGAGCGUGGACUCACCCAAUGGAAGGGCGGGUUGUUGCGCUGCAGUUGGCAGGCUGCUGCGGGAGGUGGUGGCGGUAAGAAGCCGGAGGCAGCGGGGUGACAGGAAAAUGGAGAGCCUCAGAAAUGUAUAGUAGGAGGGAACUCUGCAAGGCCAUAGAUUAAAGGAGAGUUGACAUUCAGUAGAAGUACAUGCUAGUUGAAAAAUAUUUGAGUCUCAACAAAUGAAUUCCACACUUGAACUGUGCUGCAUUCCUGUGCCACCUCCUCCUUUAGAAAACUGAUCUUAGAACAGAGAGAUAAAAGAGGAAUAGAAGGUAGAAGAAGAUGCUGGGAUCAGAACGUGGUGUUGUAGAAGAAUGGUUAUCAGAAUUCAAGGCAUUACCUGACACUCAGAUCACCAAUUAUGCAGCAACUUUACACCGGAAAAAAACACUGGUACCAGCUCUCUAUAAAGUUAUUCAAGAUUUGAAUAAUGAGCUCCUGGAGCCUGUCUGCCACCAGCUAUUUGAGCUCUAUCGUAGCUCUGAAGUUCGACUUAAGAGGUUCACACUGCAGUUCUUGCCGGAAUUGAUGUGGGUUUAUUUACGGCUUACAGUUAGCCGAGACAGACAGAGUAAUGGUUGCAUUGAAGCACUCCUUUUAGGAAUUUAUAAUUUGGAAAUUGCUGAUAAAGAUGGAAACAAUAAAGUUCUAUCUUUUACUAUCCCUUCCUUAUCCAAGCCCUCAAUAUACCAUGAGCCGUCGACAAUUGGAUCCAUGGCUUUGACCGAAGGGGCAUUGUGUCAGCAUGAUCUCAUCAGAGUUGUUUAUAGUGAUCUUCAUCCUCAGAGGGAAACAUUCACUGCACAAAACCGGUUCGAAGUCCUGAGUUUUCUCAUGUUGUGUUAUAAUUCUGCUAUUGUGUAUAUGCCUGCUUCAUCUUACCAGUCUCUUUGUCGGAUGGGCUCCAGGGUUUGUGUAAGUGGGUUUCCACGGCAACACGAAAAACACUGGAAAGAACUCUGUGGUCGAAUAGUAUUGGAUCCCGAAUUUAUGGUGCAACUUCUCACAGGGGUUUAUUAUGCCAUGUAUAAUGGACAGUGGGACCUUGGCCAAGAAGUCCUUGAUGACAUCAUUUAUAGAGCUCAACUAGAGCUCUUUUCUCAACCACUGUUGGUUGCCAAUGCCAUGAAAAACUCAUUACCAUUUGAUGCUCCGGAUUCUUCACAAGAAGGCCAGAAAGUCCUUAAAGUGGAAGUCACUCCAACAGUGCCGAGGAUUUCUCGGACUGCAAUUACAACAGCUUCAAUCCGUCGCCAUAGAUGGAGGAGAGAAGAUGGCUUUGACUUCUCAAACGAGGCUGACUCGAGUAUUCCUGGCUCCCCGAUCCAACACGGCUCCACUGACCUAGGGAUCAAACGUGUGCAAGAGGGGGAGGUGCUGGUGCGCAGGACCCCUGAGCACGGCUCACCGGAGCCCAACUCAGCAGCAGCCACAACAGAGGGUGCUGAGGGUCUAAAUGGAGGAGAGGAGUUGGUAAACCUGAAUGAUGCAGAUGAAGGAUUUUCAUCGGGGGCUUCCCUCAGCAGUCAGCCAAUUGGGACCAAACCAUCCUCCUCUUCUCAGAGGGGAAGCUUAAGGAAAGUAGCAGCUGGGCGUUCAGCCAAGGAUAAAGAAACAGCUUCUGUCAUCAAAUCCAGUGAGAUCCCUCGAGAUUCAGUAGUUCGCAGGCAGUAUGUACAGCAACCACCCGAUCUUAGUGUAGAUUCAAUUGAGCUGACACCGAUGAAGAAACACCUGAGCCUGCCCGCUGGCUCGGUGGUGCCAAAAACCAAUAGCUUAAGUCUAAUCCGGACAGCCAGUGCUUCUUCAAGUAAAUCAUUUGACUAUGUAAAUGGCAGUCAAGCAAGUACCAGCAUUGGGGUUGGCACUGAGGCAGUUACUAAUUUAGCAGCUAACAGUGCUAAUCGAUAUUCAACCAUCAGUCUACAGGAGGACCGGCUAGGUCAAGCUGGAGAAGGUAAAGAGCUCCUCAGCCCAGGAGCUCCCUUAACCAAGCAGUCUCGAUCCCCAAGUUUCAAUAUGCAGCUAAUAUCCCAGGUGUAGUUUGACAUCCUUUCUCAUCUUUCUGCUUACCUUGUAAACUGAACAUUUCAUUGUGCAAGAAGACACUUCAUCCCACAUUGUGAAAAUAUUGGUCAUCAUAAUCAGAUUUGAUUUAGUUUAGGUAUCUUCAUACUGUAUUUUGUAUGGAAACAGCAAUAAGGUUUUCUUUUCCCUCCUUCCUAUAUCAUCUCUUCACCUAUUCCUUGUAAAUGUGUUUGUGAAGCAGUAUAAAAUGUUUGCAUUUUCCAUGCCUUCUCUUCUCCUUGGGUGAUGUGCAAUCUGUCGUAGGCUGAUCGGUCCCAUUUCAACACUGUGAGACUGAGGAUACGUUAGAGGAAAUGGUGUAUAUGAUCCCUAUGAAAUGAUUCUUUGGCUUUCUUUUAAAAAAACAAAAACGGGUUUGUUCUCAUGAUCUGUAGAACUAUGAAGAUUACUGGAUCAUAUUUUUUUUCUCUUAACCAGGAGUGCCUCAGAGAUUCUGCUAUGACUUUGGACUUCUCUGAGUCUGUGCAAUCAUUUUCUUGAGAAGCGUGGGGAAAGGUGGUAGGCUGCUGCACUUUUCUAUUGAAAUAAGGGUGGCUCUUUUUCCCCCUGUCUCCUUUAUCUCGAGGACACAAAUGUUCAAUUACUGAGGCAUUUAAAUCAAGUGGUGGCCACCUCCAUCAGAGGGCAGGGCUCUAAGUUGAUUGUGUAAUUGAUAAUGCACUUUCUCGAUGGCUCUGUAGUCAUUAUUAACAUGUCUUCCCUCCUCCCCGCAAGGACAUAAGGUCGUUUCUGUCCUUUAAGUUUGAACAACUAACAAAUCAGAGAAUCCAAGGGGCGUGUUCUAUUUCCUAGGAAUGAGUGACACUUUGGUGCUGGGGUUUUGUGGGCGGGAGGGGGCAGUUUUUGUUUAUCUUGUAUGGGAUUGUGUGUGUGAGGGGAAGUUUUGAUUGGUUUUUUUCUUUUCCUUUGUGAGCUGAUGAUGACUGAAGUAGAACAAGUACAUCUUCAGGUAAAGAGAGGGAUUUCUCAACCCACUUUCUGUGAUGUCAGACUAUUGGAGAAGCCCUUUCAGCUGCUUUCUAGAUGUACCUAAAUUCAGUCAGAUAUCUUGGAUUAAGAAACCUGAAGUCCUGAUAGAUCAUAUACUCCAAGGAAAUACAUCAGGGACAGAUAAUUGGCUGAAAACACUGAUGCUUCAAUGUGACACAUUUUUAUAGAACAUUUCUACCAGGGGGUACUGACUUGAUUUCUCCUACAAGGACUACACUGCCUUUGUGUUUAAUGUAAUGCAAUUGUGUACCUUAUAAUCAUAUAUCUCCAAAAGUUUCUCAUUUUUAUAAAACUUUGGAAUCAUGCCAGUAAGCUAGAUGUUGAAUGUAUGUAAGUAACAUUUGGUAACUGAGCUAAGAGGCUACAAAAAUGCAUUAUUGGUAAAAAAUUUUUAGUUCUGAUUUGAUUGGAUAAGAUUUCAUUAUGACCUCUUCUGGGUCUCUGGCUCUACUGCUUGAUUGAAGUAGAAGAGAAUAUAUUGAUUUUUGAAAUCAUUGUUAUGACUUGAACUGCUAUACAUUAUCCUUCCACAAAAGACAUCAGAGCUAUUAGUGCUUUGUACGUUGAGACAUUUUUGUUUUAUUAUCGUGAAAUAAAAAUAUACUGAAUUUAUAGAAAGCAAGUAUUCUCCUAGUUAACAGUUUAAAAUUUUCUCUCUCCAAUAAAAAUUACAAUACAUUUUGAUAAAUAAAAUAACCAGAAAAAUGCCUCUUUUUUUUCACACCUAAAAAUCCUCUCCUCUUUUUUUUGAUUGUAAGAGGUUUGUUUGUUUAGUGGACUUUCUGUUAGAAUCUUUAUAAAAACAAUGAGUUGCUUGAUUGAAUUUGGUGAUCUGUAACAUUUUUCAGCUCAUAUGAAAAUGGAAAACUAGAACCUGAACUAAUAUCUACAACAUUGCCAAAGUCUGAGGUAAAGCUAAAAGUUGAUAAAUAGAGAUUUAUUGUUUUGUAUAUAUGUGUGUGUGUAUGUAUGUAUGUGUGUGUAUAUAUAUAUGUAUGGUAUGUAUAUAUCACAAAGACAUAUUUUAGAUAUCCCUUAGUUCUUUUAAUUUAACUAAGGAUGUCAGAUAAAUGAAUUUAAAAAGCAGCCAAAAUAAAUGAGGUGUAAAGGUCUAUAACAUACUAAGGGAAACAGAGUUUCAGCUAUGAGAGAAAAAGAGCAUUGUACUUCCCAGGGAGUGAGAUCUUGGCCAUGGCUGGAGGUCAGUUUAUGGCAGAAAUACCUGGUUGAUUUAGGAGGCUGAAGAGUUGUUUGUAAUUUAACAAGUUGUGCAUUUAUUGACAUGUAAAGAUAGCAUAAUUUUAUUUUAGUUAAAGCACAAAAAAAAUACCAAAUAAUACCAAAUUACAGCAAAAGCUGUAAUAAAUGUAAUAAGAUCUCCCUUUGGUUUGUUAGCAACCUUGUUACACCUGAAAAGUUGGUUUUGAAAAACUUUCACUUUAGAAGAUUUCUUUUAUCUGUAUGUGUAUAUGUUUAUAUUUUGUACAUAUACAUACCCAUUAAUGUUCCAUGACUCUGUAACAUUUGUGUUCUAUUCUUUUAAGUGAUAUGAUUUGGCCUCAAUGAAGAAACAUUUCAUUUAGUUCAAACUUUGCAUUCAGGGUCCUAGAACAGAUUUCCUGUGCAAGAUUUGGUUGAAAUGGAAUAAGUUUAGCAAACCUAAGUCAUAUUUUCCAAGAGAUUUUUGAUAUUCAUUUGCAUUAUUUAUUGGCAUAUAAUUUAAACUACUCUUCAGUUAUACAACAGCUGUUACAAAUAUAUCCCAGCAAUAUUCAUACUUUAUCCUUCAGCAGCCUUUUGUUUUAUACUUCCUAACUUAGAUUAAAAAAAAAGUCCUUCCAUCUAUGGAAAAGCUAGUUAGGGAGGAAAUACUUGUUUUCUAUAAUAAAACAAUUUGAUUGGUGCCAUCUUUGCCAGGUUGGAUUAAGAAAUACAAAGACAUAUCUGAAGGUUUGGGGAACUCUUCUCUGUGUCAUUAAUUUGAAAUCAUGUUACUAAAAAGCAAACUAAAAUGUAAAGUGAAAAGCUAACUUAGAAGUAAGAUUUUUAAAUAGAAAAAAUAUUUUGAGAAGCUAGGGGGAAUAUUGUUGUACUUUGAAAUCCUGACCUUUACCUCUACUCUCACCCUCCCGAUUACUCCUCUGUGCCUAUUUAAUAUAGAGUCAGGACUUUUGUGCUAGAAGAGACCCUAGAGAUAAUCUAGCUAGUCUCCCAACACCCACUCCCCCAUAUCCAUCCUCAGGAAACUGAGGCUCAAAAAGGUUGUAAAGUGAUCAAGGUCACAUAACUAAGAAGCAGAGCCAGAAUCAAACUCCUGUCUCCUUUCAAAUGCAUAUUAACACCCCACUGCCUCCCUUUACUUCUACUGUGGUAGGUGUGGUAUGUAACACACUCCAUUUAUGCAGUUUCUUUACAGUUCUGGUCUAGUAGUUGGUGAAUACUGCACAUUAAGAGAAGCAUUAAAUCCAGAAAAAAUAUAGAGUAAUAAACAUAGAUGGGGAAGUGUUGGAAAUGUAGGUAUCUAUACCACAGAUGUAAGGAUAGAUAUAUUUUUCCUAUUCUAAUUUAUGCCUUACUAUUUUCUGCCACAUAACAGUUGGAUGCUGCCAUUUUAUAAUUGAUUAUAUUCUGGGGAUUUAUUUAGAUGCAAAAAUAAACCCAAUGUAAUGGCUUUGAUCAGUGUUUCUAGCUAUUUUAAAGUAAUUUUUGAAUCAGCCAACUUUCACAGUCACCUAGGUGGCAAGUUAAUUGUGUUGCACAAUGGAGUAUCACAAAGUAGAUUAAGUAAAUUUGAUUUCAUUAAUUUCUAAUGUCGAAAGAGAUUGAACCUUACUUGUGCUUAGAGCAGAUAGAUAAAAGCAAUAUUUCCUGAUGUGACUGAAAAAGGUUCAUAGUGUGAAACUUAGGAUUCCAUAAUGGAAUGGUGACCAUGAUGUCAUUCAAAGUGUAUAUACCAUAUAAAAUGUCUUAAACCCGGUAGUCUCAGCUAUGUAAGCUCAAUAUUUCCCACCUGUAUUCUCAAAUUCCACUUAGUAGCUUUAAAUUAAUUAUAAUUAUUUAUUAGACACUGGAAUACUGAGAAUAACUUCUUUCAGACUGUUUUGUUUGCACUAUUUUUGUGACUAUUUUAAUGAAGUGGGAUGUUUUUCCUACCUCACUUUGUGAGGUUUGUAUGGGUCCAUUUUUGAGUACUUUAGUUGUUGACAAUCAGUUGUCUCAGUUAAUUUUCUGCAUGUUCAUUUGUAAAUAAAAUAAUUAGUAUCUGUUUUUAGGGGAUAGUAGACUAUACAAACACUGGCAAGGAGGCUGUAUUUCUGAUCUUGGAUUACAAAGUAAGUUUUGUUUUAUGUUGGUUUUUUUUUUAAAUCAGUAUUUAAGUUACAUAUUUGUUUUUCAAUUUAAAAAUGUUUAAUAGGUCAUGCCAGUGGUUAGAAAAUCUAUAAGAAUUUUAGGGCAACUUUUCUAUACUAUGGCUAUGUUAAACAAUCUGAACAUGAGACUUUUUAUCUUUCAAGUUGAAUGAUUUUUGUCAUGUUUCAAACCACUAGGUCGGUUGAGACACAUAUUUGUAAUACUUUAAUUUUUUUAAAGUGCGUUUUAGAAACAAGUUGUUUGAAAACCAACUAGAAAUUAUUGAUAGCCUAAACUCUAAAUAUUAGAAUAUUUGCGAGAUCAAGAAGAUGGAGUGCAGUGUUAAAUUGUUAACAGUGCUAAUAAAAUCAUAAUGAGUCACCAGAUUGGUAACAGUUUUCCAUUGCCAAGGUGGUCAUGUUGAUAACAUAAGACAUAAAUUUUACUAUUAUCUGUGUUGUGUACCUAAUGGGUCUAUCAUAUUGGCAUGGAACAUACUAGGAAAUACUACUCAUAGAGUCGACCAGUGUGCACUUAAACUAUAUUAGACUUUUGGCAGUGCCAGAAAUUUGUGUGGUGAUCCCAAACCAUUAGAAUUAGAGGAGUCGUCAUCACUCAGCCUUCCCUGCCCGUGUGGGCACACUCCUUCUCAGCCUGACCACACAGCCAGAAAAUUGUGGUAACUUCAAUUUCUUCAGUAUGUUUAUAGUUUUAGCCAUUAGUCACAUGAGAAAUAUAUAUGAGAGCAAACAGUUCAGGAUAGAAGUUCGCAGAAAGAUGUGAAAUAACUGGCAGCAUAGGACAGAAAUCUAGGUUCUGUGUUUUGCUUCUGGAUUUUGAGAAAAUGUUUACAAAUUAAGGCACAUUCAGAUGUCUGCUAUUAUCUUUAAUAUAGAUUUUACCCAAAAAAUUAGAAUUAGAUAUAGCUUAAAGUAUCACUGAGUCUUUUUUUAAUAAUUGUGUAUCUGGAGGCAGGCUUAAUAAAGAAAUUCUUUUAUUUUCAAAGAGAAAGGAACUUAAUUGGACAAUCCAUCCCCAACUACAGAAUUGAUAUCAGUCUGGUUUGCUGUAUUUGAGUGUCAGCAGCUCAGUGUUAUUUAUGUAUGAGGAAAUUCUUUACAUCUUCAUUGGUUACAAAAUUUACCAAAGAAAAUGUAUCAAUCAAAUAUAAUUUUUAAAGUACCCAACUGUUAAGGAAUGAGGCUCCUUUAACAUAAAGGAUUGUUUUCUAGACCUAAGGGAAAUGAGUAUCAAAAGAUUGAUUAGAAACAUAGAUAUAUAGUACCUACAAGAUUCCAUGUGAGGUUUUCUUAUCCUGUCAGCAAAAUGCCAACAUUUCACUUCCAGCAAAAUACCAGUUAAAGGUUAAGUCCAAAAAUUAUUCCUUAUGGCACAUUUUCAUGUCUCCUUAACUCAAAUUGAGGAUUCUGUUCAUCAGUAUUGAAUAAAAAAUGAGGGAAAUUCUUAAAAUUUGUAUAUUGUAUGAUAUUGUGGCUUUUUCAAAAUAAAAGGGGAAAAUGAUGGAAAUAGACAUUUUUAAAUGGGCAAUGGCAAUUUCUAAUAAGUAUGAUAUUGGCUAAAAUGGUAUUUUACAUAAUUUAUGUACAUGAUCAUUCUGAGUGUUUUUUUCUUUGCAGAAAAACAUGAUUGGGUUAAGAAAAGCUGAAAUACUCAUUUUUUUUAAUGUAUAGACCAAUAAGAACUAAAGGAUUUACAUAAACUAUUAAAUAAUGAUUUUUUUUUGAAAACUUUAAAUGUAAUUGUAUGUUAACUGAUGUUCCAAACAGGUUCUAUGUAUUAUUUUUUUUGUAUCAGGUGGUAGUUAAAAAUUAGUGAAUGUCUUGGUCAGGUAUCUUGGAAAGAGAACAUUGGCUUUCUAACAAUUACUAAUGUAGAUUUUGGGGCUUUUUAAAGUUUUAUCAUCCCCACUGAUUUGAGAGAGAUGCUCAGUGCUCUGUAUGUUCUUUUAAAAUAUUUGUAAUAAGUUCAUCAACUGCUUAACAGUAAGUCUUUCUGAUUCUUAUUCUAAAAAUUCUGUGGGCUUUAAUUCAGUUUAACUGGUUAAGUGAAACAGUUUUUAUGGUGCAAAGAUUAUUUUCCCACUAUUUUUCUCAUAAUAAUUUGGCUCUUCUGAGCUACAGUUUCUGAAGAGUUUUUACUACUUUAGCAUUAUAUAGUCUGAUCUCUAUCACAAUCGACAAACAGAAAAUAUCCCACUUUCCUGUGUUUGCUUCAUAAAAGGAUAUGGAAUGUAUAGAUCAGCUCUUUUUUUUUUUUUCUUAUCAGCAUCAACCUAUAACUUGGUAUAAACUUCUCAAGUAUUCAGAGAAGAGUGGUGGUAAAAAUUUAAAUAAGAUAGGCAUGAAGAAAAUAUGAUCUCUUUUGAUUGUGUCCUUUCAACCUAGGACUAGUGAAGACUUUCACUUUUUCAGAGCUGAAGAAAAAUACGCACAUUUAAGAUCAUAUUUAUUGGUGCAUGUAAGCCAUUAUCUUAAUUGUCUUACAGAACUGGUUAAUGCUGUUGAUUGUUGAAAUGUGAAAUGUAGUCACUGUUGACCUUGUAAAUAUCUGCCAGAGAUGAAAAAAUAUUUUAAGUUAUUGUAAAUAAAGAUGUAUAAAUUCAUUAUAAGUCUGCAAUGCAGAAACAUAUCUAAGAUGUUAAAUAUUGUGUUUCUUGAGAGAUGUGUAAUUUUUCCCUAGAUGUAUCUAGUUACAUUAAGAAUGUAAAUUUUCUUUUGUACAGUAUAAAAAUACAGCUUUAUUUGGCUUUUGA